AUGGGCGACAGGAGAAAACUACACGGAGAAAUUGAACGUUGUCUAAAAAAAGUAACGGAAGGUGUGGAUACAUUCGAUGAUAUUUGGCAAAAAGUUCAUUCAGCACCAAACCAUAAUCAAAAAGAUAGAUAUGAACAAGAAUUAAAAAAAGAAAUAAAAAAAUUACAACGUUUACGCGAUCAAAUUAAAGUAUGGAUGUCAUCAACAGAAAUCAAAGACAAAAAACAAUUACAAGAAGCAAGAAAAAAUAUCGAACAAAAAAUGGAAAAAUUUAAAAUUGUUGAACGUGAAACAAAAACUAAAGCUUAUAGUAAAGAAGGUUUAGGUGCAGGACAAAAACUUGAUCCGCAAGAAAAAGAAAAAGAAGAAUGUACUCAAUGGAUAACGAAAUUAGAACGUCUUGAAGACACAAAACGUUCAAUUGAAAGACAUAAAUUUCAUAUUGAAUCACUUGAAAAAAUUCUACGUGCUAUUGAUAAUGAUGCACUUGAAGAUCUUAAACCAAUACAUAAUUUGCGUGCCGAUAUUGAAUAUUAUAUGGAAUCAAAUCAAGAAUCAGAUUUUAAAGAAAAUGAAUUAAUGUAUGAAGAAAUUGAUAUGGAUAAUAUAACAACAAUCAUGGCACCAGUUAUAGCUGUACCAAUAACACAAUCUCAUGCUCCAUCAUUAUUAAAUGGUAAUAGUAAUAGUUUAAAUUCAAAUACAACAACAUUAAUUGAUAUAAGUACACCAACAUUAAAUAUACAUUCACAUACAUCAACAAAUAAUUUAACUGAACGAACGACAACAUUUUUUACAAAUUCAAAUCAUGGUGAUAAUGAAUCAACUAUGAGUUUAACAACACCAUCAUCAACACAACCAAGUUCACCAACUGCUAGUCCAGCUAUAUCAACAACAAUUGAUGAUCGAAAACGUAAUAAAUCUGAAUCUGAAGAUAAUCAAUCACAACGAAAUCGAACAAAUUCAGGUACCAAUAGUUCAACAACAAAUGUUACUCAUGGAUCUUCACCAAAAAAUCCUAUUUUACAUCAACAAACAUCAAUAACAAAAACACCAGGAUCAUCAUCAUCAUCAUCAUCUGUAUUAUCUACAAGUGCACCAACACAUUUUACUUAUCCAAUAACAACAACAGCAACAACAACUCAACCUAUUUUACAAUAUUCAACAAUUGUUUCACAAAAUACAACACCAUCAACACCAAUAACAAGUAAUAGUUCCGGGUCUAAACAACAAAAUAUAUUUUCACCACAAACAAAACAACUGUCAAGACAAACAUCAAUUAAUAAUAAUGAUUCAACAAUAAUUACAACUUCAAGUCAAUCAAUACCAUCAUUUUCAUCAUCAACGAUAACAACAAUAUCAAAUAGUUCUCAUCCACCUUCAAUAUUAACAAAUAAUGAUCGUACUGGUCUAUUAAAUCAACAUAUCCUUAGUAAUAUAUCACAAAUAAAUCCGUCAUCUUCAUCACCAUUAUCAUCAACAGUAACAUUAGCUAAUGGUACAAUAAUUCCGUCAUCAUUAUAUUCAGGUUCAGGACCAACAUUAUCAACUUCAAACAUUCCUCUUGAAUUAUUAUCAACAGCUAAUAUUGAUUCAACCAUUAAUUCUCAACAAUCUCCAUUACUUUCUCGUACAAUAUCCGAUAAUGAUCGUUCAACAAGUCUACCAUCAACAUCAUUAAUGACUAAUGGUUCGUCAGAUGGACAUUCAUUACUUGAUACAAAUACUUUUCCAAAUCUGUCAACAAUUAAUACAGGAAUAUCAACAACAACAACAACAACAACAACAACAACAGCACUACCAUCAGUUGCUACAACAGCAUCAUCAUCAUUUUUAACAAAUAAUAAUUCAAAUGAUUUAUCAUCAACAAAUAAUAAUAAUAAUAUUAUUGGUCAUUUACCAGAUCAUCAUACAUUUCGAUAUUUAUUAUCACCAUCAAAUCAACAAUCUAUUCAAACAAAUCGUGUUCCAUUGACACCAGCUGAAAUGCGAAUGCUUAAUAGAUUAAAUUCAGCUUAUGCAAAAUUACCAUCAUUAUUAGAAUCUGAACGACAAAGAACAAAUGCAAAUCGUAUUUAUGGACGAAAUCCAAUUGGACAUUCACAAAUGAUUUCAUAUUAUCCUCAAACACCACCUGCUGGUUCUGAUACACCAGAAUUUUAUUAUCGUUUAGCACCGGAUACAUUAUUCUUUGUUUUCUAUUAUAUGGAAGGAAGUCGGGCACAAUAUUUAGCUGCUAAAGCAUUAAAACGACAAUCAUGGCGUUUUCAUACGAAACAUAUGAUGUGGUUUCAACGACAUGAAGAACCAAAAACAAUAACGGAUGAUUAUGAACAGCGAGAAUGUAUUAGUAUUCAUAUUGGCCAAGCUGGUGUUCAAAUCGGUAAUUCUUGUUGGGAACUUUAUUGUCUAGAACAUGGUAUUGAACCUGAUGGAACAUUUAGCAAAGAACGAGAUAGUAGUCAUAUUAUUAAAUCGAUUUCAGAUUCCAAGGAAACGUCAUUUAGUACAUUUUUUAGUGAAACAGGUUUGAAAAAUUUUUGUGUUUUCUUGUUCUUCGUAAGAUCAUAUGAUAUGAUUUUAGGAACGGGACGAUAUGUACCACGAGCUGUUUUUAUUGAUCUUGAACCAUCAGUAAUUGAUGAAAUUCGUCGAGGACCAUAUGCUAAAUUAUUUCAUCCCGAACAACUUAUUUCGGGUAAAGAAGAUGCAGCAAAUAAUUAUGCUCGUGGUCAUUAUACAAUUGGCAAAGAAAUAGUUGAUACUGUACUUGAAAAAUUACGUAAAAUAGCUGAUCAAUGUACAGGUUUACAAGGAUUUUUAGUAUUUCAUAGUUUUGGUGGAGGUACAGGCUCGGGUUUUACAUCAUUAUUAAUGGAACGUCUUAGUUUGGAUUAUGGUAAAAAAUCUAAACUUGAAUUUGCUAUUUAUCCUGCUCCUCAGGUUUCAACUGCUGUUGUUGAACCAUAUAAUUCAAUAUUAACAACUCAUUGUACAUUGGAACAUACUGAUUGUGCUUUUAUGGUUGAUAAUGAGGCUAUUUAUGAUAUAUGUCGUCGUAAUUUAAAUAUUGAACGACCAACUUAUCAUAAUUUAAAUCGUUUAAUUGCACAAAUUGUUUCAUCAAUAACAGCAUCACUUCGUUUUGAUGGUGCAUUAAAUGUUGAUUUAACUGAAUUUCAAACAAAUCUUGUACCUUAUCCACGUAUACAUUUUCCACUUGUUACUUAUUCACCAAUUUGUAGUGCUGAAAAAGCUGCUCAUGAAGCAUUUAGUGUUCAAGAUAUCACAAAUGCUUGUUUCGAACCAGUCAAUCAAAUGGUUAAAUGUGAUCCACGAAAUGGAAAAUAUAUGGCUUGUUGUUUAUUAUAUCGUGGUGAUGUUGUACCAAAAGAUGUUAAUUCCGCUAUAUCAGCUAUAAAAACAAAACGAUCCAUACAAUUCGUUGAUUGGUGUCCAACAGGGUUCAAAGUCGGAAUUAAUUAUCAACCACCUGUUGCUGUGCCAGGUGGUGAUGUAGCAAAAGUUCCUCGAGCUGUUUGUAUGAUAUCAAAUACAACAGCUAUUGCUGAAGCAUGGGCACGUCUUGAUCAUAAAUUUGAUUUAAUGUAUGCUAAACGAGCAUUUGUUCAUUGGUAUGUUGGUGAAGGUAUGGAAGAAGGUGAAUUUACUGAAGCUCGAGAAGAUUUAGCUGCUCUUGAAAAAGAUUAUGAAGAAGUUGGUAUCGAUACUGUAACUGAUGAUGCUGGUGAUGCUGAAGAAUAUUAA
This is a messenger RNA of Rotaria sp. Silwood2, 3768 nucleotides long. The record is from the annotation of a GenBank genome assembly. NCBI's taxonomy places the organism in Eukaryota, Metazoa, Rotifera, Eurotatoria, Philodinida, Philodinidae.